This is a messenger RNA of Ambispora gerdemannii, 2787 nucleotides long. The record is from the annotation of a GenBank genome assembly. Lineage: Eukaryota; Fungi; Glomeromycota; Glomeromycetes; Archaeosporales; Ambisporaceae.
AUGCAACGCACGCAGACCACCUCAAAAAAUUCAGGUUGCUUUACCGUUUCAGUGAUAACAUGUCCUGUGGACAGAUUUUCUUCAAUUCCCUCUUCUUUACUAUGGAAUAUUGUCCCGGUGGAUCCUUCCAUCCCUUUCUCGACGACGACGACGAAUUCAACAGACGUGUAUAUUGAAUCUUCGGAUAAUAAGUUAUGUCUUUCUGCGGAUAAAUCGAAUGUCGAAGUAUGUCCAUGCGAUAGUGGGCAGAAAUGGAAAGUGAGUGGGGAUAAUUGGAUGAGUGGAUCAAAUUGCUUGGGAAUAAUUGGAAAUGAUGUUGGAUUGAGUUCUUGUCAGACUAAUUCAAGCCCAUUCCAAUGGAAAGCUUUUCACGACACGCCAGGUGCGAUUAAUUUAUACACCGAAACUUUAUUUACUCAAAAACCAACGCGUUUAUCAUUAAAUACGUACACAUCAAAAAAUCUUCCAUCGUCGAUAUUUUCUUCCCCCUUCUCAAUUGAGAUUCCACCUGGAUUCCAAUUUGUCGUAAGCCGAGGAAUAAACAUUACCAAAACUUAUGAUUCGGAUAUGGCACAACUGGAUCCAAUCGAUGGACUCACUUCAACAAUCGAAGUGAAGCUUAAAUCAGGAUUGGUAAUAUAUGAGCAACCAGCGUAUUUUGGUGUGAGCAAAUUUAUCGAAAAUGGAAAUUCAUCUAAUACUACAACUUCGAUGUUAAUUGGUUCGGUAAUGGUACCUGACGGUUUUCGUGCUAUUUUAUGGCAAUCAUCUAAUUUUUCCGGAGAUAACCUUGGGAUAUAUGAGCCAAUUGCAAAUUUUACUGGAAUCGCAGCUGCAACAUCUCAAACUUCUGCUGGAAGCGUUGACGUGUCAACUGCUACAUGCUCACCUGAAUGUUCUUCCGGUGGCUUUUGUUCAAGUAAAAAUCAAUGUACUUGUAAUCCUGGUUUUACUGAUCAAUUGUGUGACAAAUGUCUUCCGGGAUUUUUUGGAUCAAACUGCCAACCCUGCCCUUCAUCAUGUAACAAUAAGACACAUUUUACUUGUGACGAUGGAUUAUCAGGAACAGGAAAAUGUAAAUCAGAUCAAUGUGCUCUAGGUUUUGCAGGUGCUAAAUGCGAUACUUGCGCACCUGGAUUCUAUGGUCCCACUUGCAAACCUUGCAAUUGUGGAAAUGGCAAAUGUGAUUCUCAAGGAAGAUGCACAUGUAAUGCCGGCUGGACUAACGAUCCCAACAGCAGUAAUUCAACAAAAUGUAGUAUUUCUAAACAAGGUUACUAUCAAUUUGGCAGUGAUAUUCUAGCUUGUUCUCCGGGAUGUGUCAAAUGCGAAGCAAACGGAAAGUGUAAUCAGUGUAGCAGCCCAAAGCUUAAGGUAUCCCCUGACGACAAUACAAAAUGUGUUCCGAAUUCUCCAAGAUCAUGUUCGGACGGACAAUACGAUAAUGGCUCGGAAUGUAAACCAUGUGAUUCCUCUUGUCAGACUUGCUAUGAUUUCGGACUUGGAAAUUGUCUAAGAUGUCAAUUCCCGAAAUUUUAUAUGGAAGGAGGCUGUGUACCAGUACAAACGAAUAAUGCUGAUGGCAAAUGCAUAACUCAAGAUAAUUCAAAAGGAUAUAUUGCUGAUACACAAAGGGGGGUUUGUCAAGCAUGUCCGAGUAAUUGUGCGGAUUGUUCUAUUCCAAAUUUUACCAAUGCAAGUCCGUUAACCAGCAUGACUUGUUCAGAGUGUAUGCCUGGCUAUAUACUUGAUAGUGGCAAAUGCUCCAAGACAUGUCCUUCAGGAACAUACAUUGAUAACAGUGACAAUACUUGUAAAAAUCCCAAUCAAUACGCCCUCAAUGGCACGUGUUCAUCACAAAAAUGUCCUCCUUCAUACGUCGCAAUAAAUACAACCUGCACCCAAUGUCAUCCAGAUUGUGCCGAGUGUAAUGGACCUGCUCUCGAUCAAUGCACAAAAUGUCCUUCGAAUCGACCAAUUUUAGUUGAUAAUCAAUGUGUAGAAGUCUGCCCGAAAGGAACCUAUGCCGACAAGAGUGGAAAAUGCCAACAGUGUAACAACAAAUGUUCUUCAUGCGUUGGUCCUUCAAGUGAUCAGUGUCUUGGAUGCACGGAUCAAUCAACAGUGCUGGUAGGAGGUUCUUGUAGUGGAACAUGUCCAUCCGGAAGCAUAUUACUUAAAGCUGAGCGUCUCUGUCAGAAUAUUGAUAGUGAAAAUGUUGUGACUCCAACUGACAAGGGCAACACCCUUAUAGCCAAAAAGUCAUUACCGUGGUGGAUUAUUUUGAUGAUUGUCAUCACGGCACUUUUACUUCUGAUCGGUUGUGUGUUUUUGUUGAGAUAUUGUGCCAUGAAGCGACGAAAGGAGAAGACGGAAAAAUUCAAAGAACAAGUCGAUGAAAACGCGGUAACCAGUCAGAUGAUCGAUUUGUAUACCCAGGAGGAAUUAAAUGGCCAAGUGAAAAUUUCACAGCCUGAUAAAUCUUAUAUUUCCAAUUUCAAGAAAAACGUUAAGCCUCACGAAGUUUUAAAUUUGCGCGAAAGCAAGCCUCCUCCAGCAUAUAGGCCUGAAGACGAGGAACGAUAUAAAAAUCAAGGUCUCCUCCAGAAAAGACCUUCGUUUAAGACUAAACUCGACUGGAAGAAAAGUAAGAAGGAUGAUUGGGAGGGAUUUGAGGUGGUGGCUUUAAAUGAGGGAGAAGGUUCUUCGGGUAGUAAAAAGGAGAAACAGAGGAACUCUGGUGGAUCACAAAUGAGUAAUUUGAAUUGGGGCACUAAUUGGAUUUAA